Messenger RNA from Bombina bombina (fire-bellied toad), 1649 nucleotides. RefSeq lists its product as uncharacterized. NCBI's taxonomy places the organism in Eukaryota, Metazoa, Chordata, Amphibia, Anura, Bombinatoridae. Bases 488 to 1429 code for a protein of 313 amino acids. The record is from RefSeq and is a predicted model, not a curated record. The transcript has 2 exons.
CUUUCAUUGUAGCUAAUUUUUGUGUUAACACUGUUUCAUUUUUCCUCUUUGGUUAUAGUCAUGGUUUUUCUGUUGUUCCUCCAAUAAUCAAUUACUUGAUACAGCUAUAGAAAUAUCUAAUCCUAUUUAACCAUAUAACAAACUUGCAAAGUUUAUACUCGGAUUCUGACAUUACUUCUUUUAGUAAUCCAUGUUAUUAUCUAGUUUAAACCUUGCUACAAAUCCUUUUUACUCAGCAGUUGUGAUUCAUUCAUAUAUUUUUCAUACUACAACAUAGUAUCUUUAACAUUACAGAGGGCUUGUGACUCAGGGGCUGCAACCACAGCACAUCAUACUGAACCUCCUGUCACAAGGAUACAAACAGCCAUGCCACCACCACCACUACCAUCAGUCUUCAGGCAACCACACAAACAGUAUGCUCCCAGGCAUGAGCAUGGUUGGAUGGCUUCAGUUGAGGACCCGGGAGUGAUGCCACCACCAUUAACAUAUGACCCCUGGCAAGAUUCCUGGCCAGAGGAAUAUUCAUAUUUUGGCUUUAAGGCGGAGCCAAGACAGCCACAAAGGGUCCAUGUAUUUACCCCCCCAAACACAUGGCAGUCAUGGCUUUUACCCACAGACUAUGUCACAAGAAGUGCCAAUUGGACAGGCUGAGUGGUCACACACUGGUCAUCAGUGGGACUAUCAAUCAACCAUGAGAACUCCACCAUCCUCAUCACUUGGGCGAGCUCCACCAUCCUCCUCACUUGGGCGAGCUCCACCAUCCUCAUCAAUUGGGCAAGCUCCACAAUCCUCAUCACUUGGGCGAGCUCCACCAUCCUCAUCACUUUGGCGAGUUCCACCAUCCUCAUCACUUGGGCGAGCUCCACCAUCCUCAUCACUUGGGCGAGCCCCACCAUCCUCAUCACUUGGGCGAGCUCCACCAUCCUCAUCACUUGGGCAAGCUCCACCAUCCUCAUCACUUGGGCAAGCUCCACCAUCUGCAGAUGGAAAUAUAGCAGAAACUACUCAAGCACCAUCAGAUGCAGUGGAACCUGCCCCACCAGAACCAUCAGAUGCAGCUGAACCUGCCCCACCAGAACCAGCAGAUGCAGCUGAACCUGCCCCACCAGAACCAGCAGAUGCAGGUGACCCUGCACCUCAAGCACCAGCAGAUGCAGGUGACCCUGCCCCACAAGCAACUAGAAGCCCUGCUGCUCAAGGGCCUGUGGUUGCAUUGUAUUCUCCCCUGGGUGAGGAAUACAUUUCACUCCAGAGGAGGCUCAUAACAAGCACCGAGAGCAUACAAAGAGGCCAAGAGAGGUUCUUCAGGAGCCAAGAGAGGUUACACAAGCGUAGCAUAGAGCUGCAGAGGGACAUGGCAGCAUCAUUAAGUGCAAGUGUUCAAAACCAGUCACAAAUUAUGCAAAUUCUAUCUGAUAUGCAGAUGUAAAUGGACAAUAGAUGGAGAGAACAAAAUCAACUCUUGGGUGUGUUGGUUGAGCACUUUACACACCAGCAGGACACUACCUCCAGCCUAUCUGUUGCCAGCACACCAACAGAAACACCGGAAUCUGCUAGAACAAAGAAAACAAGGCAAUCCACUACAGGCACCUCAGCUCCCUCAUCCAAAAAGCCCAAGAAAAAUAAAUAAUUUUAUAGUUCAUAAUAAA